AUGGCUCCAAGUUACUUGACCGGCGCAUGCCUAUGCAAAAAAAAUAGCAUACCGCAUUACUCUGCCCACUCCCGAGCCGUUGCCCAAGGCUCCGGCUUCUCUGCGAACAUCGUCGUUGCCCAAUCCAGCUUCGAGUACACCAAGGGCUCCCCAAAGCUGUACCUAGAUGGCAGUAACAAAGGCGGAGUAGUGUAUCGCGAGUUCUGCGCUGAUUGCGGUACGCCGUUUACGUCGCGAUCUGACGAUGAUGAGGAGGAGGUGGCGGUGAAGUCGGGGACUUUGGAUGAUGAAGAUCGGGAGAGGUGUGGGGAGUUAGGGAUGGAGAUUUAUUGUCGUCGGAAGGAUGGGUGGGUUGAUGGGAUUGGGGGUGAAGGUGUGAAGAAGCUUAAUCAGAGUAUGGAUGGCUAG
Messenger RNA from Penicillium cataractarum, 408 nucleotides. Its product is annotated as GFA family protein. The coding region runs from base 1 to 408 and encodes 135 amino acids. The transcript is spliced from 2 exons. Lineage: Eukaryota; Fungi; Ascomycota; Eurotiomycetes; Eurotiales; Aspergillaceae. The record is from RefSeq and is a predicted model, not a curated record. Gene Ontology annotation, molecular function: carbon-sulfur lyase activity.